AAAGACGGACCGGAAGUUAGGGGGACCGUGUUUCCGCUUUGCGGGUUUAACUCGUAUCGAAAAGCUGUACAUACGCGUUUUCUUUACAAUGUCUCUUAAAUUAAACGCAUUGACUAGCGAUACGUACACGGAUAUUAGUCAAUAUAGAGACCAACAUUUCAAGGGUAACCGUUAUGAUCAGGAGAAGCUACUGAAGCAGAGCCACACUUUGUAUGUGGGGAACCUGUCUUUCUACACCACUGAGGAGCAGGUGCAUGAGUUGUUUUCUAAAAGUGGAGAUGUCAAGCGCAUCAUCAUUGGCCUGGAUAAGAUCAAGAAGACAGCCUGUGGAUUUUGCUUUGUAGAGUAUUACACACGUACAGAUGCAGAAAAUGCCAUGCGUUUCAUUAAUGGCACUCGGUUGGACGAUCGAAUUAUCAGGACAGACUGGGAUGCCGGUUUCAAGGAGGGACGGCAGUAUGGCCGUGGCAAGUCUGGAGGACAGGUGAGGGAUGAGUACAGGCAGGACUACGACCCAGCCAGAGGUGGAUACGGUAAACUGGCUCAGCAGCAUCGAUCCACAGAAGCACGGAACAGUUUUUAGACUGGACUCAACACAGUGGCCUCGACUACAAAGUUCCAUUGCCAGACCUGAACAGGAAUCGCAAUAUUAUAACAGGCAGACACGUUAUUUGCUCCAUUGUUACCAUGAAGCCCUCAGCAGGCCUGUAGACCAACGAUAACAAAGGCCCAGAUGUUACUGUUUGGUUGUAAGGGAUGUUUUCAUUAAUUUGGAUAUGGAACCUGCAUGUAGUGACUGGGCUUGUCAAUGUCAAUGUGUAAGGUCUGAACCGGUGUGCUAAAGUAAGAGAGGAAGGAUGUUAUUUUUUCUGAUUUUGUGAAUAAAACUUUUGUUUCUGGUAUUUACUUUUUAAAUAAAUGUUUUUUUUUCUUGA
Messenger RNA from Betta splendens (Siamese fighting fish), 935 nucleotides. It is a transcript of the gene ncbp2, whose product is annotated as nuclear cap binding protein subunit 2. Bases 89 to 583 code for a protein of 164 amino acids. Gene Ontology annotation, cellular component: nuclear cap binding complex. Gene Ontology annotation, biological process: mRNA cis splicing, via spliceosome. Lineage: Eukaryota; Metazoa; Chordata; Actinopteri; Anabantiformes; Osphronemidae. Gene Ontology annotation, molecular function: RNA cap binding. The transcript has 5 exons. The record is from RefSeq and is a predicted model, not a curated record.